Molecule: messenger RNA, 528 nt
Organism: Trypanosoma theileri
Lineage: Eukaryota; Euglenozoa; Kinetoplastea; Trypanosomatida; Trypanosomatidae
Exons: 1
Coding region: 1-528 (175 amino acids)
Biological process (GO): regulation of signal transduction
Molecular function (GO): protein phosphatase inhibitor activity
Source: RefSeq, a predicted model, not a curated record
AUGCCUGUGCGGAAGCGUGUCCUCUGGGAUGAAAGCAACCUUGAAGCCAAUGAGGAGUACCGUCGCCAGCACCCCGUAACGAUGCACAUAAGUGAACCAAAGACUCCGUAUGUAUAUACAGAGUUUGACGAGGAGGGGAACUUUGAUGAUGGAUCAAAAGGAGAGGAAGUGGAGGCGAAGAAUAGCACGUGGGACCCGCAGAUAAAUGCGCUUGCACGACAGAUGAAAGAGGGUCUUUCAAAGGAGGUGGAGGGCCCUGUUGCGCCUGUCAGCUCCUCAGGGCGGCCCAUGUUGUCUCCAGACGUUACCAACGGCGAUAUGUUGGCUAAACGGCACGCGACGGAGUUUAAAACAAUGCGCAAAGCUGUAUAUGCAGAUGAAGGGGCAACCUUCAAGAAGUUACUUGCUAGAAAAGAUGAGGACGAUGAUGAGGACGAGGACGAUGAGGAUGAGGAUGAUGAUAAAGGUGAUGAUGAUGGUAAUGAUAGUACUGGUGGCGCCAGUAAGAGCAAAAAAGGGGUUCUCUAA